UAUUCAUCAACCCUUUUCUUUAUUCUCCAUGACUUUCGAAAAUUUGCUUUAUCAUCACUAACAUGUAAAAAUGGCGAGAGUUUCCAUCAUCCUCAUCAUUACAAUCAUCUUAGCGGCUUUUCUAAAUAUAUCAGCAGCUGAUAAAACAAGAACAUGUAAGAAGGCUAACGAGUUUUGUGGAGGAAUUGCCGGAUUUCAAUGCUGUGAAGGACUACAUUGUAAUCUUGAAGGCGAUUUCGCAGAUGCAGGUGGACAUUGUCAGAAAAGACAAUCAUGUCAAAAAGCCGGCCAGAUUUGCGGCGGGUUUACGGCCGUAGAACGCCGAUGUUGUAAAGGACUUGAGUGUGUAAUGGAUGAUGUUAAUAUUCCAGAUGCAGGUGGAAAAUGUCAGCGAAGUCAUCAUUGACAAAGUAAAAUUCACCAAAUCAUACAUGUUUGUGUAACACUGAUUGUCAACCCUCUUAGACAUACACAUUAAAAUAACAUAUUAAUAUAUAUGUAAUAAAUUGAGGGGAGAAUUGAGAAGUGAUAGAAUUUGUGGCGCAUGCAGAAGUUGUAAUGGACCCGAAUAGUAUUAUAAAAUUGAAUUUUCAUUGAUAA
Messenger RNA from Beta vulgaris subsp. vulgaris (sugar beet), 600 nucleotides. RefSeq lists its product as uncharacterized. NCBI's taxonomy places the organism in Eukaryota, Viridiplantae, Streptophyta, Magnoliopsida, Caryophyllales, Amaranthaceae. The transcript has 2 exons. The record is from RefSeq and is a predicted model, not a curated record. The coding region runs from base 71 to 406 and encodes 111 amino acids.